This is a messenger RNA of Paramecium pentaurelia, 1378 nucleotides long. The record is from the annotation of a GenBank genome assembly. Lineage: Eukaryota; Ciliophora; Oligohymenophorea; Peniculida; Parameciidae.
AUGAAGUAAAAUGCUAAUCUAGGAAAGGUUUUAUAUAUGAAUAUAGUUCUAACAUUUCAUUUAUCUUAAUGCUUGGCAUUGGCUAGUCUCUUACCCCAAAUUGUCGAUUAGAACAAUUACUCAUAUUUAGGUGGACUAGGAUUAAUAACCAUAUAUACAGUAAAUCUAAUUUUCAAUCUGGUUGGUAUGAUUAUUUUAUAAGUAUCAUUAUUAGCUCCUCUUUAUUUAACCAAAAUGAAAUAUAGAUAUGGAUUUGCCUUUUAAGCAGGAUUAGUAUUGCCUUGUUUUAUUCCUGCUUACAUUGUAUCAAGAUGCGAUGGAAACGAUAUUUAAAAUUUAAUUUGCAAUCCAAUAUUAUUGAUUCCUCUAACACUAAUAGGAUGUCUUUUCUUAGGAGCAGGAUUAGGUGGAUAUUUUGUUCUCUAAAAUACUUAUGUUAGUCAUUGUUCAACAGAAAAAAAUAAAGAGUUAUUUUUUGGCAUAACUUAUAUGUUACUUGGUAGUGCAUAUUUGUUGAAUGGAGUCACUUCUGAUUAAUUAUUAUAAUAUAUAGGACGGGAGAAUUUCUUUUUGUAUAGUGGAUUAUUUGAAUGCAUAUUAUCGUUAUUGUUUAUUUUUGUAUAACAACCUGAUAAAAGAAAUUAAACUUAAAUCUCUGAGGCUAAUUAACAUAUGAUCCAGAAUGAUUCUGUUGAUAAACUUGAAGAAAAAGUAACCAACAUUAAUGAAUAAUUUGCCAAAAUUGGAUUCAAAGCAUAAAUUAAGUAGAUCUUGUAAAAAUUUUAAUUGAAGGAAAUGAAAUUUUUAUUUUCUUUAUUCAUUUCUACAGGUGUAGUUAUAGGUUUUGAAUUUGGAAUCUUUCAUAAAUUCAUUUCAGCCUCUUUACCAGGCGAAGAUGAAAUCACAAUAAAUGUAAAAACAGCCAGAAUCUUUCUAUUUGUUGGAGUGGCUUAAAUAUUAAGCGGGAUAUGUAAUGGGUUAUCAAGAUAUUUCUUUGGAAUUAUCCAAAAUUCAAUCUUUUAUGGGAAUAUAUUUUAAUGUUUGAAUAUUAUUGCUAUUCUUAGUGCAUUUUAAAAAGAUUACAAUAUCAAUAUAAUUUUAGGCUUUUUGAUGUAUGAUUUAAAUUUACAUUUCUAGAGGAUUUACAGAUAAUUCAGGAUAAUUCAAUUCUGCUGUUAUCAUCUCAGAUAUUUGGAAAGAAGACAUGGCAAUUUUUGGAUUAUAUCUAUUUUGCCAAAAUUUUGGAGUCAUGUUUACUAAUCUUGUUGCUAUCUUUCUUGACGGAUAAUACCUAAUAUAUUAUUUGAUAUUGUUGAUUACUUUACAAUGUUCUACGAGUUUUUCUUAAUAAUAAUUUAAAAGAUCAUUACAAGAAUGA